AUGGAAGACAUGCGACAUGGUCAACAAGUUGGUAACGUGGUGAUUGGAGUUGCUGGUGGUCCAGUUGGUCCAGGUAAUGUUGGUGGUGGGGUUGUUGGUGGUGGCGGUGGUGGUGUUGGACCUGUAUUAAAUCAUUCAACAAAUAAUUCUCAUCGUCGAGGUAGAGCAAGAGUUACCAUGCAUGCAUUGAUGUCUGAAGCUUUGCCCUUGUACGAAGCAGCAAGAUUAGAAAUGAAAUCAUUACCAUCCAAGACACCAGUGUCUGUACUUCAAGAAUUGUUAUCACGACGUGGUACAACUCCAAAAUACGAACUGGUACAGAUAGAAGGAGCUGUUCAUGAACCGACAUUUCGUUAUCGGGUAACCGUUGCAGAUGUCGUUGAUCCAAUUGUUUCAGCUAUGGGGACCGGCAGGUCCAAAAAAGAUGCUAAACACGCCGCGGCUAAAGCUGUGUUAGAUAAACUAAUUGGGGUUAAUUCAAGUGAUGCUGCUGUUGAUCCGCAAAUUAAUAACAUUAACGACUUGCAAAGUGCGCAACCAGAUGCAGAGGGUAAUUACGGAGAAGAAAAAGUUGUAAACAAUCCAAUCGGAUCACUCCAGGAAAUGUGUAUGUCACGUCACUGGCCACCACCGAAAUACACAAUGGAAGGUGAAACAGGCCUUCCUCACGAGCGUCAGUUUACGAUCGUCUGUGCUAUGCUAAAAUACCGACAAGUUGGCCAGGGUAAAAGUAAGAAGCUCGCAAAACGUCAAGCUGCUCACAAAAUGUGGCAGGCCUUGCGUGAUACAACUGAUCCAGUAACCAACCCUGGAGGUGGUCUUGAUGGCGAUGAGAUUGUCGAGAGGAAUAUUAACUUGGCUGCACGCUAUACAACACUAAAAGAUAGCAAAAUUUCUACACUCACCACUCCUCACAGUCAUAAAGUUUCGCAAUUUCACAAGAACCUCAAGUCUUCCACCGGAGAUAAAUUAUCAGAGUUACAGAAUACAUGUCUGAAUGAUGGAGUAAUUAAUUUGGUUCAAUUCUUGCAAGAAAUAGCAUCUGAACAAUUAUUUGAAGUAACUUAUGUUGAUAUUGAAGAAAAAUCAAUCAGCGAAUACAUGUCUGAAUGAUGGAGUAAUUAAUUUGGUUCAAUUCUUGCAAGAAAUAGCAUCUGAACAAUUAUUUGAAGUAACUUAUGUUGAUAUUGAAGAAAAAUCAAUCAGCGGUAAAUGCCAGUGCCUUGUGCAAUUAUCAACUUUGCCAGUCGCAGUAUGUUAUGGUAGCGGUAUUACCAGCAAAGAUGCUCAAGCAGCAGCAGCACAGAAUGCCCUUGAGUACCUUAAGAUAAUGACAAAAAAGUGAGCCAGUGUAAUAUAAGUGAUAAAAUAUAA
Cotesia congregata is the source of this 1374-nucleotide messenger RNA. The record is from the annotation of a GenBank genome assembly. Lineage: Eukaryota; Metazoa; Arthropoda; Insecta; Hymenoptera; Braconidae.